AAAACUGACCAGGUGUUAGUAGGAAGCUACUGUGUCUUCAGUAAUCAAAGAGGUCUGGUGCACCCUAAGACUUCAAUCGAGGACCAGGACGAGCUGUCCUCUCUUCUUCAGGUUCCCCUUGUGGCAGGCACUGUGAACCGAGGGAGCGAGGUGAUUGCUGCUGGGAUGGUAGUGAAUGAUUGGUGUGCUUUCUGUGGUCUGGACACAACCAGCACAAAGCUGUCAGUGGUGGAGAGCGUCUUCAAGCCAAAUGAGGCCAAGCCUAGUACCAUCGCCACCAGCAUGCGGGAUUCCCUCAUUGACAGCCUCACACGAGUCACCUUCCAUGCUGUUGUGUGGGCUCCUGCCUCUGGACUUUGGCUCAUUUUUCAUGCCUGAGCUAGUCUGUAAUAA
This is a messenger RNA of Peromyscus leucopus (white-footed mouse), 393 nucleotides long. RefSeq names its product eukaryotic translation initiation factor 6-like. Gene Ontology annotation, biological process: maturation of LSU-rRNA; assembly of large subunit precursor of preribosome; cytosolic ribosome assembly. Gene Ontology annotation, molecular function: ribosomal large subunit binding. Gene Ontology annotation, cellular component: nucleolus; cytosol; preribosome, large subunit precursor. The annotation marks the transcript as partial. The transcript has a single exon. The record is from RefSeq and is a predicted model, not a curated record. NCBI's taxonomy places the organism in Eukaryota, Metazoa, Chordata, Mammalia, Rodentia, Cricetidae.